Selaginella moellendorffii is the source of this 3345-nucleotide messenger RNA. RefSeq names its product protein argonaute 1. Gene Ontology annotation, biological process: regulatory ncRNA-mediated post-transcriptional gene silencing. Lineage: Eukaryota; Viridiplantae; Streptophyta; Lycopodiopsida; Selaginellales; Selaginellaceae. The transcript has 7 exons. Bases 45 to 3188 code for a protein of 1047 amino acids. Gene Ontology annotation, cellular component: cytoplasm. The record is from RefSeq and is a predicted model, not a curated record. Gene Ontology annotation, molecular function: protein binding; RNA binding.
UCGGGUUUGAUCGAGGCGAUCGAUUCUUUGGCGGCGGAGGAGCAAUGCCACCGCGGCGGGGAGGCGGGCGAGGCGGCGGACGAGGAGGAGGCGAUGGACGGGCGCCAUCGCAGGAAUGGCGUGGUCAAGGAGAGGAAUUUCAGCAGGGAAGAGGUAGAGGUAGAGGCGGGAGAAAUCCCGACGGUCGCGGGCAAGGAGGAAGAGAGGGCGGCGGCGGGCGUGGAGCUGGAGCUGGAGGAGGUGGUCCUUCUCAAGCUCCGAUUGAGGCCUUCCCUCCACUAGGCGGCCGUCGGCAGCAACAAAUUCCUCCAGAGACCUCGCAGCGGCCGCGUACCAUCGAAAGCGCUGCUGGAUCCCACCGAGGAUACGGAGGAGGAUCUUCUGGGGCUGCUCCGUACGUUCCUAGGCCUCAAACCAUCGAUAGUUCUGGGUCUCAGCGUGUCCCUGGAGGAUCUGGAGUGGCUUACAACCAGAGCGCUGCUGGAUCCCAGGCAGGACAUGGAGGAGCAUCUUCUUCGACUGGUCCUAGGCCUCAAACCAUCGAGAGCUCUGUCCCUGGAGGAUCUGGCCAGAGCGCUAGUGCCGACUCGCUGGUUCCUCGAGUAAAAGAUUUGGACGUGAAGGAAACUCCUGCUGGCCCGAGUGCUCCCGUUCCUAGCAGCAGCACUGGUGAUGUUCCUACCUCCUCGAAAGCACUUGCACCUCCUAAAAGGCCUGAUCGAGGAACUGUUGGACAGAAGGUUACCAUCAGAGUGAACCACUUCAAGAUGAAGGUGAAAGAUGGACCCAUCUUUCACUACGACGUAUCCAUUCAUCCGGCUGUUGGCUCGAAAGGGAUUGCUCGUGCUCUGGAGCGGCAGCUCGUGUCACAGUAUCGGGCUUCAGAGCUAAACAACCUUCUUCCCGUCUACGAUGGAAGCAAGAGCUUGUACACGGCGGGGCCACUUCCGUUUGAGCAGAAGGACUUCAAAGUUACGUUGCCGGCAGAGGAAGAAGGGCGCAGGACCCGCGAGUUCAAAGUCACGAUCAAGUUUGCCGCGAAGCUGGACCAGUAUCAAAUGGACCUCUUCCUCGAAGGCAGAGGUGCGGUCCUACAAGCCCCGUAUGAGUUCUUGCAAGCUUUGGACGUGGCUUUGAGAGAGUGGCCCAUGAAGUCGUACGUUCCCAGUGGACGUAACUUCUUCGAUCCGUCAUUCGGGAGGCUGGCACUAGAAGGUGGUUUUGAGGCCUGGAAAGGAUUUUACCAGAGUGUUCGUCCAACCAUGCAAGGCCUCGUGCUGAACGUCGAUUUGUCUGCAGCAGCAUUUUACGAGGCAUUGCCAGUUCUCGAGUUCCUCAAGAAGUCACUCCCGUACUUCGACCCAAGCCGAGGCUUGUCGGACGGUGAUCGAGCCAAGGCCAAAAAUCUCUUGAACCGGCUCAAGGUCGAAGUCACGCACAGGAACAUCCCUCGGAGAUACAGGAUUUCGGGACUGUCUUUGCGGCCAACAAAGGCGUUGACGUUCACAACUGAUUCUGGACAGGAGGUGAAGGUUGUGGACUACUUUUGGACGACGUACAAGCAUAAGAUCCAGUAUCCCGAGUUGCCUUGCCUCGAGUUGCAAGGAAGGAAAACUACUUAUCUGCCUAUGGAAGUGUGCAAGCUGGCUGCCGGUCAGAAAUAUCAGGGAAAGCUCAACGAGAGGCAGACAACAAACAUGCUGAGGUUCACGUGUCAGAUUCCUGCUGUUCGAGAGCAGAACAUAAAGACUCUUAUGAGCAAUGUUCAAGACUUUCAGCGGAAUGAUUAUGCUGCGGAGUUUGGAAUUCAGGUGGCUAAGUCGAUGACGUCUCUGCACGCAAGGGUUCUUCCAACUCCGAGUCUGAGGUAUAGCAGCAACCGGAUCACGCCAUCUGAUGGCGGCUGGAACAUGAUGCGGUCUAGGUUUCUUCGAGGGGGAGUAAUCCGCCGCUGGACUCUCGUCAACUUCGCGAGAUUAGCAAGACAGGACGUGGAUGCUUUCAUCAGUGAGUUGAUCACGCGGUGCGCGGCGGUUGGAGUUCAGAUGGAUCCUCCCGUGAUCCCUCCUUCCAGCGGUCGGCUGGAGCAGUAUGAUACGCUACUCCGGAAUGCCGUCAGGAAUCACGCCAGCAAAAGCAAGCCCGGGGAAGGUCUUCAGCUGGUAGUUUGUCUCAUGGACGCCAAGCACCAGAUUUACGGGGACCUGAAGAAGCUGUGCGAGACGGAGCUCGGGCUCGUGACGCAAGUGUGCCUUAAGAAAAAUGUGAUGAAGGAGUACAACAGUUUGUCACAGUACCUGGCCAACCUCGCGAUGAAGAUCAACGUCAAAGUUGGAGGCCAGAACAUGGAUCUGGCGCAGGAUCUGCGACUCAUGGUUCCAUCGAUUCUCGGCAAUCCAACAAUCAUCUUUGGAGCUGAUGUCUCUCAUCCCAUGGCUCGCGACGACACGAGUCCCUCCAUCUCCGCGGUGGUGGCGAGCAUGGACUGGCCAUCGGCGGUCAAGUAUCUCGCUCGCGCGAGAUCUCAGAGGGGCAGGGUGGAGAUGAUCGAGCACCUGCAUGACAUGGUGGUCGACCUCAUGAGGGCGUUUUUCACUCACACCAGACUCAAACCGGAGAGGCUUCUCUUCUUCCGGGAUGGUGUGAGCGAGGGCCAGUUCUCCGACGUCCUGAACAACGAAGUGCAGGCAAUCCGGAGGGCGUUCCUUACCCUCCAGCCGAAUGGCGACUACUGUCCCCAGAUAACUUUCGUGGUCGUCCAGAAGCGUCACCACACGAGGUUCUUCCCGGCGGACAGUAACGUGGUGAGCAACAACGUGAGACCGGGGACCGUUGUGGACACGGAGAUCACCCAUCCUCGAGAGUUCGACUUUUACCUUUGCAGCCACAGGGGUCUCCAGGGAACCAGCCGGCCGACGCACUACCACGUCCUGCUCGACCAGAAUGGCUUCACGGCCGACCAGCUCCAGACGCUCGUCAACAGCUUAUGCUACACUUAUGCCCGGUGUACCAAGGCGGUCUCGGUGAUACCUCCGGCGUACUACGCUCACCUGGUGGCCUACCGGUCUCGGCUCCACGUCGACAGUGUUGCCGCUGGAGCUGGAUCUUCUUCUGCUCGCGCUGCGGCCGCGGAGUAUAGGCUGCCUGAGGUACUUCCUGAAGUCCGGGACUACAUGUACUACUGCUGAGAGAGCUUCUUCCGGGUUUGCAGUUUCUCUCUCUCUCUUCCUUUACUUCCGAGAUUUCUCAUUUUGCGAGUUUUAGCUGGCUUCUAACGAGACACGAGUUUGGCUUUUCUUUUCUUUUUUUCAAUACAACGUUAGAUCUUGGGUUGGAAUGUGAAAA